AGGGGGCGCUGCGGAGUGCUCCGCGCCGUGAGGGCGGGGCCGGCGCGAUGCCCCGCCCCUUCGUUAGCUCAUUUUUGUGCGUCGCAGUCUCGCGGAGCCCGGCUUCCUACGUGCAUCCUGGCAGUGCGGUGGGGAACUUCCUGUGUGCCUUCUAUCCUGAUGACACCCCCUCACUGAAAUCCUGGUGUUGUUUCCACAGAGCUGUCUGGCCUUUUGUCCCUGAUCCUUGGUUAAGGAAAUGACCAACCAGUACGGUAUUCUCUUCAAACAAGAGCAAGCCCAUGAUGAUGCCAUUUGGUCAGUUGCUUGGGGGACAAACAAGAAGGAAAACUCUGAGACAGUGGUCACAGGCUCCCUAGAUGACCUGGUGAAGGUCUGGAAAUGGCGUGAUGAGAGGCUGGACCUACAGUGGAGUCUGGAGGGACAUCAGCUGGGAGUGGUGUCUGUGGACAUCAGCCACACCCUGCCCAUUGCUGCAUCCAGCUCUCUUGAUGCUCAUAUUCGUCUUUGGGACUUGGAAAAUGGCAAACAGAUAAAGUCCAUAGAUGCAGGACCUGUGGAUGCCUGGACUUUGGCCUUUUCUCCUGAUUCCCAGUAUCUGGCCACAGGAACUCAUGUCGGGAAAGUGAACAUUUUUGGUGUGGAAAGUGGGAAAAAGGAAUAUUCUUUGGACACGAGAGGAAAAUUCAUUCUUAGUAUUGCAUAUAGUCCUGAUGGGAAAUACCUAGCCAGUGGAGCCAUAGAUGGAAUCAUCAAUAUUUUUGAUAUUGCAACUGGAAAACUUCUGCAUACCCUGGAAGGCCAUGCCAUGCCCAUUCGCUCCUUGACCUUUUCCCCGGACUCCCAGCUCCUUGUCACUGCUUCAGAUGAUGGCUACAUCAAGAUCUAUGAUGUACAACAUGCCAAUUUGGCUGGCACGCUGAGCGGCCAUGCCUCCUGGGUGCUGAACGUUGCAUUCUGUCCUGAUGACACUCACUUUGUUUCCAGUUCGUCUGACAAAAGUGUAAAAGUUUGGGAUGUUGGAACGAGGACUUGUGUUCACACCUUCUUUGAUCACCAGGAUCAGGUCUGGGGAGUAAAAUACAAUGGAAAUGGUUCAAAAAUUGUGUCUGUUGGAGAUGACCAGGAAAUUCACAUCUAUGAUUGUCCAAUUUAAACAUCAAAGUCUCCAGGCUUAUGCUGCAAAGAGAAUGUAUGGAUUGAUCAUGACAUUCCUUACCUUUUUAGGCUUGUUUAAAAGAAAUAUAGCAUUUAUUGUGGCAAAGACUUAAAUUUUGUAGAUACAAUAUAAAUCUUUUCAUGUUUUAUUGGAAAUGCUGUUCAUACUUUAACAUAAAGCUUUCUUAAUGCAAA
Molecule: messenger RNA, 1353 nt
Organism: Symphalangus syndactylus (siamang)
Lineage: Eukaryota; Metazoa; Chordata; Mammalia; Primates; Hylobatidae
Gene: SKIC8
Product: SKI8 subunit of superkiller complex
Cellular component (GO): Cdc73/Paf1 complex
Molecular function (GO): protein binding
Source: RefSeq, a predicted model, not a curated record